AGAGAAACAUAUAAAACCCUUUGGAAGCAAACAGACCUUUCAGCCCGGGGACAUGCUAAAUGAACCUUCUCAGCGAGAGGCAGUGAGGCGCAGGGCGCGGGCGACAGCGACAGCGCGGGCGAGCGGGGAGGGGCGAGGGACCGCUCCGGGAAGGACACAGCCAGUCAGAGGCGCGGGGCGCGGGGCGCGCGGACGCAUUGGAGGAAAACACGCGAGCCCCAAACGUACCAGCCUGAGGAGGCGCCGCACCUACUUCCCGAUAUAACCAACUCCGGAGUGGGGGCGCGGAACUGCGAGGAGGCGGCAGCCAAAGUGCCAUUAAAGCUCGGGGCGGAAAGGAUGAGUUACCUGGGUCCCCUCUUCAGGGAGAAGCAGGGCAAGCUGGAGGAUUUCCUCUGAAUGAUUAAAAACUCCGCAAUUCUCUCCUGCCACAGGCUGACUGGACUCAAGGAACUGCUCUAUCUGAACUGUGUUGAUGGGCAGGAGGAUGGCAGACAGGAAUUGAGAGUCACAGAGGAAGGACAGGGGAGUCUGGCAUCUCAUUGGUGGCCUUCAAGGAUUGCUAUUUAUGUCAUUCAAGACCUACUAAGCAUCAUUUUUGCAUGACAACUGCAAAAAGAUAAGCAAGUUUGUUUUUGAAGUUUCUAACUUGGACACUGUUUUCAGAAAGCAGGGCAUUCUUUAAUGAAGAAACAUCACAGCUGCUAAACAAAGUAGGUGGGACACAGGAUAUCCUAGUAACCAAGGAUGGCUUCCUCUUGGAAACUAAUUUUGUUUCUGUCAGUAGCCGGGUAUCUUUCAGAAUAUUCUGGAGCUCUUCCUAAUUUCCCUACUUCAUAUGCUGCUUUGCUAAGAAUUAAAAAGAGUUCAUCUUCCUCUCUCUUUGGUUCAAAGACUAGACCACGAUACAACAAUCCUUCAUUAGGAACACUGAGUGUUUCUUCACCAAGCUGGCGAGGGACAGCUCAACAUUAUUAUUCCCCCAUCAAUCUUUAUCAUUCCUCAGAUGCCUUCAAACAAGAUGAAAGUGUGGACUAUGGGCCAGUGUUUGUACAAGAACCAGAUGAUAUAAUUUUCCCGACUGAUUCUGAUGAAAAGAAAGUAGCACUGAAUUGUGAAGCCCGUGGCAACCCAGUUCCCAAUUACAGGUGGCUUCGAAAUGGAACAGAAAUAGAUUUGGAAAGUGACUAUCGCUACAGUUUGAUAGACGGGACCUUCAUUAUCAGCAAUCCAAGUGAAGCAAAGGAUUCUGGUCAUUAUCAGUGUUUAGCAGCCAACACAUUUGGAAGUAUUCUUAGUAGAGAAGUCAUACUUCAAUUUGCCUAUCUGGGAAAUUUUAGUGGCCGGACAAGAAGUGCAGUCUCUGUGAGGGAAGGCCAGGGGGUUGUUCUGAUGUGCUCUCCUCCGCCUCAUUCACCAGAGAUCAUCUAUAGCUGGGUAUUUAAUGAGUUCCCUUCCUUUGUGGCGGAAGACAGCCGGCGGUUCAUUUCCCAGGAGACAGGCAACCUCUAUAUAUCUAAAGUCCAAACAUCAGAUGUUGGCAGCUAUAUUUGUCUGGUGAAAAACACAGUGACAAAUGCUCGAGUACUUAGUCCUCCAACACCACUCACUCUACGUAAUGAUGGUGUGAUGGGAGAAUAUGAGCCGAAAAUUGAGGUCCAUUUUCCUUUCACGGUUACAGCUGCUAAGGGAACAACUGUUAAGAUGGAAUGCUUUGCACUUGGCAACCCAGUUCCAACAAUCACAUGGAUGAAGGUUAAUGGUUAUAUUCCUAGUAAGGCACGUCUGCGGAAAUCUCAAGCGGUGCUGGAAAUACCCAAUGUGCAGCUGGAUGAUGCAGGCCUAUAUGAGUGCAGAGCUGAAAAUUCACGUGGAAAAAACUCCUUCCGUGGACAAUUACAAGUAUACACUUAUCCACACUGGGUAGAAAAACUGAAUGACACUCAGUUGGACAGUGGGAGCCCUCUCCGAUGGGAAUGUAAGGCUACUGGAAAACCCCGACCCACAUACCGUUGGCUGAAGAAUGGAGUUUCCCUCUUGCCUCAGAAUAGGAUUGAGAUGGUUAAUGGAGUAUUGAUGAUCCACAACGUGAAUCAAUCAGAUGCUGGAAUGUAUCAGUGUUUGGCCGAAAAUAAAUACGGAGCCAUUUUUGCGAGUGCUGAGCUGAAGAUUCUAGCUUCAGCUCCUACUUUUGCACUGAAUCAAAUGAAGAAAACAAUAAUUAUUACCAAAGACCAAGAAGUCAUCAUAGAGUGCAAACCCCAAGGCUCUCCAAAACCAACCAUUUCUUGGAAGAAGGGAGACAAAGCAGUUAGAGAGAAUAAAAGAAUAGCUAUUCUUCCAGACGGAAGUCUACGGAUCCUAAAUGCUUCUAAAUCAGAUGAGGGAAAGUACGUUUGCCAAGGGGAAAAUGUCUUUGGUUCUGCUGAAACCAUAGCUUCAGUAUCUGUAAAAGAACCUACAAGAAUAGAACUUACUCCUAAAAGAACAGAGUUAACAGUGGGAGAAAGCAUUGUCCUUAAUUGCAAAGCAAUUCAUGAUGCUAGUUUGGAUGUCACUUUCUACUGGACACUAAAAGGACAGCCUAUUGAUUUUGAGAAAGAAGGUGGACAUUUUGAAAGCAUCAGGGCCCAAGCAUCCUCUGCAGAUUUAAUGAUCAGGAACAUCCUUCUGAUGCAUGCUGGGAGAUAUGGCUGCAGGGUACAGACCACAGCAGACAGUGUGUCAGAUGAGGCAGAACUUCUUGUUAGGGGUCCCCCAGGCCCACCAGGGAUAGUGAUUGUUGAAGACAUCACGGAAAGCACAGCCACACUCUCCUGGAGUCCUGCAUCUGAUAACCACAGUCCAAUCUCCUCCUACAACCUGCAGGCUCGCAGCCCAUUUUCGCUGGGCUGGCAAACAGUAAAAACAAUCCCAGAAAUCAUAACAGGUGACAUGGAGUCAGCCAUGGCAGUGGACCUUAACCCCUGGGUGGAAUAUGAAUUUAGAGUGGUGGCUACCAAUCCAAUUGGGACUGGAGAUCCAAGCACUCCAUCUCGAAUGAUCCGUACAAAUGAAGCAGUUCCAAAGACAGCACCCACCAAUGUAAGUGGAAGAAGUGGAAGAAGGCAUGAGUUAGUCAUAGCCUGGGAGCCAGUAUCUGAAGAGUUUCAGAAUGGGGAAGGCUUUGGCUAUAUUGUAGCUUUCAGGCCCAAUGGAACACGUGGCUGGAAGGAAAAAAUGGUGACAUCCUCUGAAGCUUCAAAAUUCAUUUAUCGGGAUGAAAGUGUUCCUCCUCUUACUCCCUUUGAAGUGAAGGUUGGAGUUUAUAACAAUAAAGGAGAUGGACCUUUCAGUCAGAUUGUGGUUAUCUGUUCAGCUGAAGGAGAACCCAGUGCUGCUCCCACAGAUGUCAAGGCUACAAGUGUGUCUGUGUCAGAGAUUCUUGUUGCAUGGAAACAUAUUAAAGAAAGUCUAGGAAGACCACAGGGAUUUGAGGUUGGUUAUCGGAAAGACAUGGAACAAGAAGAUGCAGCAGAAACAGUCAAAACUAGAGGAAAUGAGUCAUCUGUCAUUCUAACAGGAUUAGAAGGAAAUACUUUAUAUCACUUCAGAGUGAGGGCUUAUAAUGGUGCUGGAUAUGGGCCACCUAGCAGUGAAGUGAGUGCAACCACCAAGAAAUCCCCCCCUAGUCAAGCACCUAGCAAUCUCAGGUGGGAACAGCAAGGUUCUCAACUUUCUCUUGGCUGGGAACCUGUCAGACCAUUAGCCAAUGAAUCUGAAGUCAUGGGCUACAAGGUUUUUUACAGGCAAGAGGGGCACAGCAACAGUCAAGUUAUUGAAACACAGAAACCUCAAGCAGUAGUACCACUCCCUGAUGCUGGAGUCUAUAUUAUUGAAGUUCGAGCAUACAGUGAAGGAGGGGAUGGAACGGCUAGUUCCCAAAUCAGGGUGCCAUCCUAUUCAGGUGGGAAAAUCACUAGUGCUCAAUCGACCCUCCACACACUUUCUCCAUCUUCAUCAUCGGUAACAUUACUCUUGGCAUUGAUGAUUCCCUCAACCUCUUGGUGAAAACUGCAGCUUAAUUUGCUUUGCUUUGCUUUGCUUUAGCGUGAAAAUAGCGGUGAAUAGAGUGUAGUGUAAGUGGAGACCCAGGACCCUGAGAUGAGCUUUAAAAUUUUGGGACUGCACAUGGUGCACUUACAAGAGGUUGGGGGGGAAUAUGAUUUAUCCAUCAGGUUUCUCUUUGAUUUUGUAAAUGGAGAGGACAGUUCUUGGUCCAAUAAAAAUAUGCAGAUUGUAUGUAAUGAAUUUUUUUUGUAAGUAAAAGUAAUUUCUGUCAAAUGUAUUCUUUACUUUUUUAAUAUGUUGGAAUUUGAUUUUAUAUCUGAUGACCCUGAAUGUGUGCCAUCCAUUUGUUAAUUAAGUGGUCUCUAGCAGAUCUGUUUCAAACACAAAUACAAAA
Molecule: messenger RNA, 4444 nt
Organism: Neofelis nebulosa (Clouded leopard)
Lineage: Eukaryota; Metazoa; Chordata; Mammalia; Carnivora; Felidae
Gene: CNTN5
Product: contactin 5
Exons: 25
Coding region: 748-4050 (1100 amino acids)
Biological process (GO): cell-cell adhesion; brain development
Molecular function (GO): cell-cell adhesion mediator activity
Source: RefSeq, a predicted model, not a curated record